Protopterus annectens (West African lungfish) is the source of this 3161-nucleotide messenger RNA. Its product is annotated as tropomodulin-2-like. Gene Ontology annotation, molecular function: tropomyosin binding. Gene Ontology annotation, cellular component: myofibril; striated muscle thin filament. The record is from RefSeq and is a predicted model, not a curated record. Lineage: Eukaryota; Metazoa; Chordata; Ceratodontiformes; Protopteridae. The transcript is spliced from 10 exons. The coding region runs from base 279 to 1322 and encodes 347 amino acids. Gene Ontology annotation, biological process: pointed-end actin filament capping; muscle contraction; myofibril assembly.
UAAGCGUAGCUGUUCUGGUAAUUGUCCAGCUCUGCAGAGCUGCUGCAAGUCGGGGCUCGUUUCUGCAAACACUGGAGAGUAGUGAUUUUUUUUACUGUACGGAUUAAGCACUGCUUGAAUGCACCGGUUACCCGGGUUAAUGUGCUACAUUACAGCAGUAAGAGUGUAGUAUCCUCAGCUGGAAGGAAAUCUGAGGUGACUAACGCAUAUACCUUUUGGAGUAUCUGGCAAAUUUGAAGUGGAACACUGUUGACAGAAGGAAUUUUGGUGAGAAUACUAUGGCGCUGUCAUUUAAGAAGGAAUUAGAAAAGUACAAGGACAUCGAUGAGGAUGAAAUUCUCAAUAAACUCUCUGAGGAUGAACUAAAACAGCUUGAAAAUGCACUGGAGGAAUUAGAUCCAGAGAAUGCACUGUUGCCUGUAGGCUUACGCCAGAAGGACCAAACCGCCAAACGAGCCACAGGGCCUUUUGACCGUGAACGGCUUCUUGCAUUUCUGGAGAAACAGGCAAUGGAAUGCAAAGACAGAGAAGACUGUGUUCCUUUCACUGGAGAGAAGAAAGGUAAAACAUUUGUCCCCAGGCACAAACCUGUAGAGAUUCGCAGAGAAGAAAAAGUUACCCUGGACAAAGAACUGGAAGAAGCUCUUGCUGGUGCUACAGAUACUGAACUCUGUGACCUUGCAGCUGUUCUUGGAGUACAGAAUGUACUAAGUGGCACACAGUCUUACGGUGGAACUGGAAGCAGCAAUGCUGUCAGCAGUGUUAUCAAAGGUGAGAAGGCUAAACCUAUUGUUGACGAACCACCAAAUCCAACAAACGUGGAAGAGUGUUUGCAAAGGAUCAAAGCCAAUGAUCCUGGACUGACUGAUAUUAACUUGAAUAACAUUAAGAACAUUCCAAUUCCUACACUAAAGGACUUUGCAAAAGCACUGGAAUCCAAUACUCAUGUGAAGUCACUCACUCUUGCAGCAACUCGAAGCAAUGACCCUGUUGCUAUUGCACUUGCAGAAAUGUUGAGAAAAAAUAAAACAUUGAAACAUCUUAAUGUGGAAUCCAACUUCAUCACUGGUACUGGAAUCCAGGCACUAACAGAGGCACUGAGAGAUAAUGAAACCUUAACAGAAAUCAAAAUCGAUAACCAGCGGCAACAGCUGGGCACCACUGUGGAAAUGGAAAUUGCCAAAAUGCUGGAAGAAAACACAACCAUCACUAAGUUUGGAUACCACUUUACACAGCAGGGACCUCGGGCCAGGGCAGCAGCUGCCAUCACAAAGAACAGUGACUUAGUUCGCAGAAAACGACUGGAAGCUGAACACCACUAGUUUAUGCUAUGCUCAGAAACAGCAUGUCAAACAUCUUUUCAAGGCACACUGUCUAGCCUCAAUGGCAACCAUCUCAGACUUGAAGAGAUCUGACAUGCAUAAGAAGACUGGAAUUCCUGACUGUUUCUCAAGCAGUGCAUUCAAAAAAUCGCAGCAGCAAUGCAUUCCAGCUGUCUGUUUUAUUUUGUUAUUUUAGUUGCAUCCCACAUCUUUGCAGUAGUUUCAAAUUGUGUAAAGGAAUACCUGUUAAGAUGGCACUUUAAGGUUUAUAAUAUUUUCUAUUAGGAAAAGAUUUGAAGAAUUCGUAAUCCAUGUUUUAAGUAGCGCCAUCACAUUUGCACAAUAAUAACUUAAACAAAUAAAUGUGCAGUCAAAAUUAAAAGUCUCAUUUUUGAGGCUUUAUUAGAAUAAACAUGAGUAUCUCAGAUGCAUAUAAAAUUAUAUCUGACCAAACUCUUCUUACUCUUGCUUAUAUGUUGUAACAAAGUCUUAAAUGGAAUACUUAUGUUAAAACGUAAUGAUGGUAUUCACAUUUAGAACAAGUCAUAAAUGGAAUACUUAUGUUAAAAUGUAAUGAUGGUAUUCACAUUUAGAACAAGUCAUAAAUGGAAUACUUAUGUUAAAAUGUAAUGAUGGUAUUCACAUUUAGAACAAGUCAUAAAUGGAAUACUUAUGUUAAAAUGUAAUGAUGGUAUUCACAUUUAGAACAAGUCUUAAAUGGAAUACUUAUGUUAAAAUGUAAUGAUGGUAUUCACAUUUAGAACAAGUCUUAAAUGGAAUACUUAUGUUAAAACGUAAUGAUGGUAUUCACAUUUAGAACAAGUCAUAAAUGGAAUACUUUUGUUAAAAUGUAAUGAUGGUAUUCACAUUUAGAACAAGUCAUAAAUGGAAUACUUAUGUUAAAACGUAAUGAUGGUAUUCACAUUUAGAACAAGUCAUAAAUGGAAUACUUAUGUUAAAACGUAAUGAUGGUAUUCACAUUUAGAACAAGUCUUAAAUGGAAUACUUAUGUUAAAAUGUAGUGAUGGUAUUCACAUUUAGAACAAGUCUUAAAUUGAAUACUUAUGUUAAAACGUAAUGAUGGUAUUCACAUUUAGAACAAGUCAUAAAUGGAAUACUUAUGUUAAAACGUAAUGAUGGUAUUCACAUUUAGAACAAGUCUUAAAUGGAAUACUUAUGUUAAAAUGUAAUGAUGGUAUUCAUAUUUAGAACAAGUCUUAAAUGGAAUACUUAUGUUAAAAUGUAAUGGUAAUAUUCAUAUUUAGAGCCAGUCUUAAAUGAAAUACUUUAUGUUAAAAUGUAAUUAUAUUAUUCACAUUUAGAAUAAGUCAUAAAUGGAAUACUUUAUAUUAAAAUGUAAUGAUAGUAUUCAUAUUUAGAAGAUGAAUUAUGCGAAUGUGGACAUAUCCGGACAGUUUUGUGUUCUUUUAUUUUAGUGAAAACAUACAUGUAUACAUGUAUUAAUCCAUAUUGUUUCUGAAGUUGUUGUUGCCAAUUUUUUAUGUUUCUUUUUUACAAGAACUGAAAUGCAUGAUAAUGAUAAAAUCAGUUGUGUUUUUUAUCAUGUUAAUUUUAAAGACUUCUAGAUACUGUCUGAAUAGUAACAACAAAGCUAAAGUAUCUAACUGCUUCACUAGUUGCAUUUCUGUGUUCUGGGUGGGCAUGUUGAGAACUGAGUAGUGUUCUUAAUGCUUCAUACUAGAUAUCAGACAACUAAUACCUUUCCAUCACAGUCAGAACUUUUAUUGAUGUUUUUAGUAUACCUCAUUUCCAGAAAGCUGUAAUUUGAAAGCAGGUGUAUUAUGAAAUUGAUGCAAGAAUAAUAUUUUAUGUCCAUUA